AUGCCUCCAACUCCCUGGAUUACCUUCGAGACUUCGCCAAGCGGAAACAUUGUCACAUGCCAUGAACCGCCGCCAUCGGGCUCCUCACUCCAAGAGACGCAGGCUAGCGCCAUUGAAGACUAUUCCCGGCCAUCUUUUGUGACCUUUGUCGGUCGAAGAUCCAAGGCAAUCCUGCUAGAUAAACUUCUUAGGGCCGAACUCGCAGUACCCGUACACAGGGAAGUGUAUCUAUGGUCAUUGCCUCGGCAAAGAGGAUGUGCACCACUCGUUGUGAUCGAUUCUGGCAUGCAAAACUCGCUAUCGCAACACCCGAGCCCCACCAUCGCUGCAGCCGCCACCCCCGCAACGUCCUGGUCUCUACCAGAGGUCGGAAAUUUCAACGCCACUCUAUGUGGCAAAGUGUUUUUUCCCUUUUCUAGUGUGAUAUGUUGCUUUGUUAGCAAUAUAGGUGGCCCAAGAGCAGUCGCAAAGUGGCUGGCUGACCUUGCGGAUGCGGUCGCAGUUAGGGAUUUGCCAACAUUGCCCCGCAUCUUAUUAGUUGUAGAGACAAAAUCCGAUACAUUCGAUGAGAGGAUUGCAGCCAACAAAGCAACAGCCCACCUUAAACAAGCCCUUCGAACGGACUGCAUCCCAGAGCAUAAAUCGAGUCUUCAGAAUAUCAGAGAAAUUGAGGUUCUAGGACUGCAGUCAUAUAAAUCAACCCUAUUGCGUGCACGGGCUUUGAAAAGGCGCUUGCUAGCGAUGUCUGAGGCUUCUAUGAUAGAGCGUGCUAGCGAUUGCACGCAGUUUAGCUACGCCCACUUUCAUGUUCUCACAAGGCAAGCGCUGAGCCAAAUGAGCACUGAUAUCACCGCGCCUUUCAAAUUUGCUGGUGCUUCCCGACUAAAGUUUGUAUCCGCAAUACUUGACGAGUUCUGUAGGAUUUUCAACACGUAUCAGAACAGCAGGGUAUCAGCGAGCGAAAUCCAUCGUCAAACCUUGCGCACAAACCACCCUCACCUAGUAGACCUUAAGAAGAAGGUGCUUGUAUGUGGCCAUGCUUUAUGCGACCCGUGCAUUCGGAUAUUCGGAGCUCGCUCUCGGUCAGAGAGAAAUACGUUCGAGCUGAAAGAGUGCGUUCUAUGCGGCGUCAACUAUCAAAGCUCCAAGUUCCAUUUUGUACCUCCAACAGCAGGCAUACGUAUGCUGAGUGUGGAUGGAGGGGGCGUUAGAGGAGUGAUUCCUCUAGUAGUUCUUCAACAUCUUGAUCGUACACUUGCCCCACUUGGAUGCGCAAUUAAGGAUCAUUUCGAUUUUGUAUGCGGGACAUCAGCUGGGGGUCUCGUUGUCAUCGGCAUGUUUUUGUUACAGUGGGGCGCAACAGAGUCUAUACGGCGCUUUGAGCAAGUUGCUGAGAAAACGUUCGGCAAGCGAAAAGACAUAAUAUCGAGAGCUCUUCAGCUUCUUAACGCAUACGUUGAAGAUGGCCAAUACAGCCUCGCCGCUAUACAAGAGGCAUUUCGAAAAACGUUCAACUCUCCUCUGCAGAUGUUCAAUCCAUUACGGAACGAUACUAAGGUGGCUGUUACUACUGCUGCUGUUCAUGAUGCUCUCCCGUGGUUAUUUACUAACUACAAUGGGGGGAAGCGUCCUAAUGAUGUUGGAUACGAUGUUGUUCGCGCUGAGAAGGCGCAAAAUGAUAUCACUGUUAGUGAUGCAGCAUGUUGCACCUCAGCCGCGCCCUGGUUCUUCAAACCUCAAACGGUGCGCAGUCUAGGGAUCUACCAAGAUGGAGGGUUGCAACACAAUAAUCCAGCUAGCAUAGCUCAGUGGGAAAGUCGAUUCCUUUGGCCGGAUAAAGACAAUCCUGAUUUUGCCAUUUCCCUAGGUACUAGAACAUCAGCGGGGCCUGCGAACCUUGGAUUUACCAACUCGCGUUUCUAUGUGCGUUUAUUCAAAAGUUUUAUGCGUAAUCUAGAUGAUCCUAGUAUACGCACUAGGUAUCAUCGCCUGAAUGUAAGAUUUACAGGUCCAGAGCCUAGCUUAGACGACGCACUCCAAAUACCCGACCUUAAGGCUAUAGCACAGCGAAAGAUCGAGGAAGAUAAGCAUACUAUCACGCUUGUUACCGACGCCAUACUAGCAUCGAUGUUUUAUUUUGAGCUGGAUGCGGUACCUACUGUCGACGGGAAUAGUUAUCUUUGCUUUGGCCAUAUUUACUGUCGCCUAGACCUUCCCGCUGAAGGUCUCCGCUACCUAUAUAACCAGCUGGUUAGUACUUCCUCAUGGUUUCUGAUUCAAGGAAACCCUGUCGUCUGUGUGCAAUCCGUACCUAGAGGGUUGCCGCCAUUCCAAAGAUCAGUAACAUUCCACACUGAAAGCAUGGAUGAGGUUGUUACAUUCUCUAUAAGAGGUAUUACGAGUAAGACAAGACUAAUAAGUGGCUUUCCUACUACCCUAACAAGGUUGGUUAAUGAUCAAGGUCUUGUGAAGCCGUUCGGUACUCUCGAUCACGCGGUAUCAGAGAAACCGCUGCCAGCAAUCCCUGCAAAACGUCCAAGCUCCCCUCAAUCAUCGCAACUUGUCCAUCACUCAAAAAGACUGCGCGUAAAAACAGGGUUCUUUUAG
Exserohilum turcica Et28A is the source of this 2607-nucleotide messenger RNA. RefSeq lists its product as uncharacterized. Gene Ontology annotation, biological process: arachidonate metabolic process. The transcript is spliced from 7 exons. NCBI's taxonomy places the organism in Eukaryota, Fungi, Ascomycota, Dothideomycetes, Pleosporales, Pleosporaceae. Gene Ontology annotation, cellular component: membrane. The coding region runs from base 1 to 2607 and encodes 868 amino acids. The record is from RefSeq and is a predicted model, not a curated record.